CAAGAGGAGCAUCUAUUAAAGUGAUCUCUCUUCUACUUGAUCUCCGUUCUUGUCCCUACAGCGAAGGGUGUGGUUCAGCUCAGCCCACCCAAAGCGGGGUUGCUUGUGCUACAACUCACCAUGGCCAGCGGCACGACCGCCACCGCCGACACGACGGUGCCACAGCCCCCGCCGUCGCAGGGGAGGCUCAUCACGGUGCUGAGCAUCGACGGCGGCGGCAUCCGGGGGCUCAUCCCGGCCACCAUCAUCGCCUGCCUCGAGGCCAAGCUCCAGGAGCUGGACGGCCCGGACGCUCGGAUCGCCGACUACUUCGACGUGAUCGCCGGGACGAGCACCGGUGCCCUGCUCACGUCGAUGCUGGCGGCGCCGGACGAGAACAAGCGGCCGCUCUACGCCGCCAAGGACCUCACCACCUUCUACCUCGAGAACGGCCCCAAGAUCUUCCCACAGAGGAAGCUAGGCUGGCUGACGUCGGCGAUGAACCUCGUGGGCACGAUGAGGGGCCCCAAGUACGACGGCGUGUUCCUGCACGACAAGAUCAAGAGCCUCACCCACGACGUGAGGGUCGCGGACACGGUGACCAACGUCGUCGUGCCGGCGUUCGACGUCAAGUUCCUCCAGCCGGUCAUCUUCACCACGUACGAGGCCAAGGCCGACCCGCUCAAGAACGCGCACCUCUCCGACAUCUGCAUCAGCACGUCGGCGGCGCCGACCUACUUCCCGGCCCACUUCUUCACGACCGACGACGGCAAGGGCGGGUCCCGGGAGUACCACCUCGUCGACGGCGGCGUGGCGGCCAACAACCCGACGAUGAUCGCCAUGUCGAUGCUCACCAAGGAGGUGCUCCGCCGCAACCCGGACUUCAACCCCGGCAAGCCCACCGAGUACCGGAACUACCUCAUCAUCUCCGUCGGCACCGGCUCCGCCAAGCUCGCCGAGAAGUACACGGCGCCGCAGUGCGCCAAGUGGGGCCUCAUCCAGUGGCUCUACGAGGGCGGCUUCACCCCCAUCAUCGACAUCUUCUCCCACGCCAGCGCCGACAUGGUUGACAUCCACGCGGCCGUCCUCUUCGAGUCCCUCCAUUGCCAGAAGAAUUACCUCCGCAUCCAGGACGAUUCUCUGACGGGUGACGCGUCGUCGGUGGACAUCGCGACGAAGGAGAACAUGGAGGCUCUGAUCGGGAUCGGCAAGGAGCUUCUCAGGAAGCCGGUGGCGAGGGUGAAUAUCGACACGGGGAUGUACGAGGCCGUCGCCGGCGAGGGCACCAACGAGGACGCGCUCGCACGCUUCGCCAGGAUGCUCUCCGAGGAGCGGAAGCUACGCAAUAAGAAUCUCAACUCCUACUAGCUUUAAUCUACUGCUUCUCUGCUGUUAUAUUACUCUGCUCUUGGAAAUAGUAAGUUGUUGAAGGACAGAGAAGAGGAAGAACAAGUGCCAUGUGCCUAUAAAGUUAAAAUACUACUGCUUCUGGUCUGCAUCCACAUCUGGUGUGUAUGAUCACCGAUAACGUCGUAAAAACAAAUGAAAAAGAGAUUGAUAUGAAAGUAAUUUUGGAGAUGAACGGUGAAAUUUUCAUGUGA
Setaria italica (foxtail millet) is the source of this 1580-nucleotide messenger RNA. RefSeq names its product patatin-like protein 1. The record is from RefSeq and is a predicted model, not a curated record. The transcript has 3 exons. The coding region runs from base 121 to 1347 and encodes 408 amino acids. Gene Ontology annotation, biological process: lipid metabolic process. NCBI's taxonomy places the organism in Eukaryota, Viridiplantae, Streptophyta, Magnoliopsida, Poales, Poaceae. Gene Ontology annotation, molecular function: monoacylglycerol lipase activity; glycerophospholipase activity.